Colletotrichum fioriniae is the source of this 3288-nucleotide messenger RNA. The record is from RefSeq and is a predicted model, not a curated record. Lineage: Eukaryota; Fungi; Ascomycota; Sordariomycetes; Glomerellales; Glomerellaceae.
AUGGCGGCCAAAGAGGAGGUCCCAAUCCCCGAACCACGAGGUCUUCCCUUCUUGGGACACAUUGCCGAGUUCAAUCCCGAGAACCCAUUGAACGACCUACAUCGUCUGGCUGAUACAUAUGGCGAGGUCUACCGGCUACGCAUGCCAGGGAUGACUGUGGUCUUCGUUUCCACAAACGCCCUCGUCAACGAAGUGUGCGAUGAGACUCGCUUCCAAAAGUCCUUGAACAAUGUCCUUCGCGAGGUCAGACACAUCGCCAACGAUGGCCUCUUCACCGCCAAACCAGAGGAACCCAAUUGGGGCAUCGCACACAGAAUCCUUAUCCCGGCCUUCGGCCCCGUCACCAUCCGCGGCAUGUUUGACGAGAUGGCUGACGUCGCCUCACAAAUGGCCAUGAAAUGGGCUCGCCACGGAAGCCAGACCCCGAUUCGCGUCACCGACGACUUCACUCGGCUGACCCUCGACACCAUUGCCCUCUGCUCAAUGGACUUCCGCUUCAACUCGUACUACCGCGAGGAACUCCACCCUUUCAUCAAUGCCAUGGGCGACGCUCUCACAGAAUGCGGCAAUAGGGACAAGAGACCAGCCUUUGCCAACUACUUUUUCCGGAGCACGGAGCAAAAGUUCUUUGCUGACAUUGAGCUGUUGCGCAAAACUGCCAGAGAAGUUCUUGAAUCACGCAAGGCAAACCCAUCGGACAGGAAGGACCUGUUGUCUGCAAUGCUGAACGGCGUGGACCCCAAGACGGGCCAGAAGAUGACCGAUGCCAGCAUCAUUGAUAACCUGAUUACGUUCCUUAUUGCCGGCCAUGAGACAACCUCCGGUAUGCUGUCUUUUGCAUUCUUCGAGCUUCUGCGCCAGCCAGCGGCCUACCGAAAGGCCCAGCAGGAAGUUGACGAUGUCAUUGGGCAAGCUCCCAUCACGAUAGACCACCUUUCAAAGCUGCCUUAUCUGAAUGCCGUCCUCCGCGAGACUCUUCGCCUUUGCGCCACGAUUCCAGCUUUCGCCGUUGAAGCUAAAGAAGACACCCUCAUCGGCGGCAAAUACCCAGUGAAGAAGGGCGAAUCCAUUGCCUGCCUGCUCGGAAAAUCCCAACUUGACCCCAUCGUCUACGGCGACGAUGCCGGCGAAUUCAAGCCCGAGAGAAUGCUAGACGAAAACUUUGAGCGAACCCAGAAGGAAUUCCCGAAUUCGUGGAAACCCUUUGGCAACGGUAUGCGCGCUUGUAUCGGCCGGCCAUUCGCCUGGCAAGAGGCUCUGCUCGCCACAGCCAUGCUACUGCAAAACUUCAACUUUACCAUGGACGACCCGAACUAUCAGCUCAAGAUUUCCGAGUCUCUCACGAUCAAACCCAAAGACUUCUAUAUGCGCGCAACGCUGCGACACGGCAUGAGUCCCACAGAGCUGGAGCACAAGCUCGCGGGCAGGGGACCGAAUAAGACCAAGCUGGCUCAUCGGCCUUCGCCGUCAGCUCAGGCGAACGGUGUACAAACCAACGGGAACAAGACCAAUGGGCGUAGCGGAAAACCCAUUAGCAUCUACUACGGCUCCAAUAGUGGUACCUGCGAGGCCCUCGCCCAACGUCUUGCCACCGACGCGAGUUCCCACGGAUUCGACGCCACGGUCGUCGAGCCUCUUGAUACCGCCCGAGAAAACCUCGUUAAAAACCAGCCCGUGGUCAUCAUCACUGCUUCAUACGAGGGCCAGCCACCAGAUAACGCAGCCCAUUUUGUCGCCUGGCUCGAGAGUCUGAAGGGCCAGGAGCUGCAAGAUGUCCCGUAUGCCGUCUUUGGCUGUGGUCACCAUGACUGGGUACAAACCUUCCACCGCAUCCCAAAUUUGGUUGAUACCACCAUGGAGGAGCAUGGAGGCAGCAGACUCGUUCCCAUGGGUCUUACAGACGCUGCCGAACGAGACAUGUUUUCCGACUUUGAAGUCUGGGAAGACGAGAUCCUGUGGCCGGCUCUUGCUGAGAAGUACGAAGUGGACGAGGCACAAGACGGCAGUGGCUUACAAUCCGGUCUCGCUGUGCAGAUCUCCAAUCCGCGCACGUCUGCGUUGCGAUCUGACGUCCAGGAGGCCGUCAUCUUGGAGGAAAAGAUGCUGACUUCGCCUGGUGAACCAGAGAAGAGACACAUGGAUAUCCAGCUCCCGUCAAACAUGACGUACAGAUCAGGAGACUAUCUCGCGGUGUUGCCCCUAAACCCACGCAGCAAUGUCGAGAGAGUGUUUAGGAGGUUCCAGCUGGCGUGGGAUGCGUGCCUGACCAUCUCUGGCGAUAAGAGGACUGCCCUGCCAGUCAACCAAACGAUCUCUGCCCUGGAUCUUCUCAGCGCGUACGUGGAGCUUGCGCAACCGGCGACGAAGCGGAAUAUUCUGUCCCUGAUGGAAGCGACCCAAGAUGAUGACACCAUCAAGAAGCUAGAGCAGCUCGCCGGCGACGAUUAUCAGGAAGAAAUCACCCAGAAGCGGGUCACUGUCCUGGAUCUCCUGGAGAGAUUCCCGUCCAUCGCGCUUCCCAUUGGUGCCUUUCUCGCCAUGCUCUCUCCCAUGCGCGUUCGGCAAUACUCAAUCUCAUCCUCUCCCCUCCGCAACCCCUCUCAAGCAACUCUAACCUACUCCAUCCUCGACUCGCCCUCUUUCUCGGGCCAAGGCCGCCACGUCGGCGUAGCAACAAGUUACCUCGCCGCCCUCAAGAAGGGCGACAAGCUGCACGUCGCCGUCCGGCCCUCACACGCCGCAUUCCACCUGCCCCGCGACCCGGAAAAUACCCCGCUAAUCCUCGUCGCCGCUGGAUCCGGCAUCGCGCCCUUCCGUGGUUUCGUACAAGAGCGCGCGGCGAUGUUGGCUGCGGGACGUACGCUUGCGCCUGCCUUGCUAUUCUACGGAUGCCGGAGACCGGGCGCGGAUGAUUUGUAUCGCCGGGAGUUUGAUGCCUGGGAGAAGAUGGGUGCUGUUUCUGUUAGGAGGGCGUAUUCUCGCGCUGCUGCUCAAGGGGAAGGGGAAGGGGAAGGGGAGAAUGGAGGGUGUCGGUAUGUGCAGGACAGGAUGUACCGCGAUAAGAAGGACGUGUCGGAACUGUGGGCUCGCGGGGCCAAGUUGUUUGUGUGCGGGUCGAGGAGCGUGGGGAAGGCGGUUGAGGAGGCUUGUGUGAGGGUGAUUCUGGAGUCCGCGAAGGAGGGUAAGGGGGAGGGGCUUGCUGAGUUGAGGGAUUUGGAUUAUGAGGGGGCGAAGAAGUGGUUUGAGGGGAUUCGGAAUGAGAGGUAUGCUACGGAUGUCUUUGAUUGA